UUGACAAGAAAUACUUUGCGACCAUGGCGACCCAGCAGCUUCAACAAAUUAUUUCCGAGACGCUGUCUCCUUACGCGGAAACGCGAAAGACUGCCGAAGAUCAUCUGAAAGCUGCCAAAUCUAGUCCUAGUCAUCCGCUGCAAGUCCUGGAAAUUGUCGCCAAGGCGGACGGUAACGACGCGGCGGUGCGGCAAGCGGCUGCGGUGCACUUUAAAAAUGUUGUCAAAAAGGGCUGGGACGUUCAACGGGAGGAGGGUAACGAGGGGAUCGUCAUCAACGAUCAAGACCGUAUCACCAUCAAGUCACAUUUGGUUCAACUCAUGUGUACAACGCCGCCACAGAUUCAAGUACAGCUCAGCGAAGCCAUCUCCUUGAUUGCGGCCGUCGACUACCCAAAAGCCUGGGACAAUCUACUGCCCGAACUCGUAAAGCAAUUUCAGUCUCCCGAUCAGACGGUGGUUAACGGUGUACUGAAAACUGCCAACGGAAUUUUCAAGUCGUUCCGAUUCGUCCAACGAUCCGACGAUUUGUACGGGAUUAUCCUUUACUCUCUCAAUAUUGUGCAAGGACCACUUUUGGCUCUUUUCAAGUCCACCGGCCAAAAGGUGGACGCCGUCGCCAACAAUACGGCUCAGCUCAAACCACUCAUGCAGUCGCUACGCCUCAUGUGUCGCAUUUUUUACUCGCUCAACUACCAGGACUUGCCUGAAUUCUUUGAAGAUCACAUGACGGACUGGAUGUCCGAAUUUGCCAAGUACCUCACGUACCAAAAUCCGGCCUUGGUGGAUACCGACGAAGAACUCGAACCCAGUCCGAUUGAUACUUUGCAAGCGGCUAUUAUUGAAAAUUUGGCCCUUUACGCGGACAAGGAUGAAGAGCCAUUUAUGGAAUACCUACCCAACUUUACUCGACUCGUUUGGAACCUGCUCAUGACGAUCAGUGCCUUCCCGAAACACGACAGUCUCGCUACCACCAGCAUUCGUUUCCUGUCCAGUCUCGUCCAAAAACGAAUGCACCACCACCUUUUUCAGGAAGAAGCCACCCUCCGCGAAAUUGUUUUAAAAAUCGUCAUUCCCAAUUUGCUUUUUCGCGAGUCCGACGAAGAACGAUUCGAAGACGAUCCGAGGGAAUUCAUUGUCACCGAAGUCGAAGGUUCUGACAGUGAAUCUCGCCGUCGAUGCAGUCAAGACUUGCUCAGGGCCAUGUGUCGCCAGUUCGAAACGCAAACCACCACAAUCUGCUCCGAACACGUUGCCAGUAUGCUGCUCGAGUUCACCAAUAACCCUAAUGGUAAAUGGGCAUCCAAAGAUGCCGCGAUUCAUCUCAUGAUGGGCAUUGCCAUUCGACGAGAGAGUUCAUUGGGGGUUUCUGAGCUCAACGAUGCGGUCAACUUGAUGGACUUUUUCCAAUCGCAAAUCUUGCCAGAACUACAGGAUCCGAACCAUUCGAAUCGACCAGUGGUCAAAGCGACUGCAAUCAAGUUCGUCAGUGUAUUUCGCCAACAGUUUACGAGGGAGCACUUGACUCAGAUCAUGCCCAUGCUGAUUGCGCAACUCGGCUCACCAGCGGUUGUAGUCCACACCUUUGCCGCGUAUGCGAUUGAACGCAUUUUGUAUACGAAAGAGACCAUCAACGGAAAAAAGCAUCCCAAGUUUGGCGCGGCCGAUCUCCAACCCUUUUUGGAACCCCUCUUCAAUGGACUGUUUGCGAUUGUAGACAACGUGGAGCACAACGAAAAUGACUACGUCAUGAAGUGCAUCAUGCGAUCUUUGGCGACGCAAGGCGAGGGUAUCAUUCCCGUGACACAGAUUGUUCUCACCAAACUGACUGCGGCAUUGGGUCGCGUCGCCAAGAAUCCUCGCAACCCACAGUUCAACCACUUCUUGUUUGAGUCCAUUGCCGUCUUGGUUCAAUCGGUUUGCUCCGUAGACCGCAAUGCCACUGCACUAUUCGAACCGCUUUUGUUCGAACCAUUCAAUAUUGUGUUGCAAAUGGAUAUUGCGGAAUUUACACCUUAUGUCUUCCAAAUCUUGGCGCAGCUACUAGAGUAUCGCCCGACUGGCUCGGGUUUGGGGACGGCCUACCAAGCACUCUUUUCCCCGUUGCUGACCCCGGGUCUUUGGGACAAGCGUGGAAAUGUUCCAGCGUUGUCACGUUUGAUGCAAGCCUACAUUCGUAAGGCGGCACCGGAACUGGUGGGACAACUUAACCAGAUACUGGGUGUUUUCCAAAAGCUGCUUUCAUCGAGAGCUACAGAGGCCAAUGCGUUUGACUUGCUGUCGUCAGCAAUUCUUCACUUUCCACAAGAAGAAAUGGAAACGCGCAUUGCUACAAUUUUUCAGCUUGUGUUGACACGGUUGCAAGCGGGCAAAACGCCCAAAUAUGUCCGGCUUUGCACGCAUUUCUUUGCCCUCUUCAUUGGCAAGUAUAGCGCGAAUGUGUUUAUGGAUCGUAUGAACGCAAUCCAGAAUGGCUUGUCAUUGAAUUUGUUGGAGCAUGUAUGGAUCCCACGCGUGACGACGGAUCCCCCGGUCCAGCGUACGGAAGCCAAAGUGCAGGUUGUUGGGCUCACCAAGCUGCUUUGUGAAUACCCCACCCUGUUGAACGAUGCCCAUGGGCAAGCCAUUUGGUCAAAAGCAGUCGUUGCCACAAUCACUAUCCUUACAUCAUCAUCAUUUAAAGCCACGGAAGAAACAGGUUUAGAUGAGGAAGAGAUCGAAAUCGGGUAUGAUGCCCAAUUUUCACAGCUCAAAUUUGCGAGAAAGGCCGCAGAAGAUCCCUUCCCAGAAGUUGCGGACCCUACACUUGGUUUUGCCCAGGCUCUUCAUCAAGUUUCGAGUGCACAUCCGGGACGUAUAUUGCCCUUAAUCCAGCAGGGGCUGAACGGGGCGGACCCAAAGUUGUCGGUUGGUCUGGAAUCCAUGCUACAAGCCGCCAACGUGCAACUAUCGUAAAAUCUCAUGUGUGUAUCGGAUACGACUCCAUGAAUGCUUCGACUUUUAUUUGAUAAAGCUCUCCACUUUAGAACACACACAUAGUUGUGCUUCUAUAAUUUCUGAAUAGGCAAGCUGACCGAGAGAUCAACAUCCUUUUUACGUCAUCCAAGGCCAAAAUGGGCUGCUCAUGACUGUGGCUUACAAAACAAGUAACGGAUUUGAAAAGCCGGUCUAAAGAAGUAUGUUUAUAAAUGUUUUA
This is a messenger RNA of Phaeodactylum tricornutum CCAP 1055/1, 3195 nucleotides long. RefSeq lists its product with no specific name. Lineage: Eukaryota; Bacillariophyta; Bacillariophyceae; Surirellales; Neidiaceae. The transcript is spliced from 3 exons. The record is from RefSeq and is a predicted model, not a curated record. Gene Ontology annotation, biological process: protein export from nucleus; protein import into nucleus. Gene Ontology annotation, molecular function: nuclear export signal receptor activity; small GTPase binding. The coding region runs from base 24 to 2954 and encodes 976 amino acids. Gene Ontology annotation, cellular component: cytosol; nuclear envelope.